Messenger RNA from Mesorhabditis spiculigera, 1551 nucleotides. The record is from the annotation of a GenBank genome assembly. Lineage: Eukaryota; Metazoa; Nematoda; Chromadorea; Rhabditida; Rhabditidae.
AUGACCGUACGCCACCACCGGCACCACCACCAUGGCCAUCAUCUGACCGUCAAGCAGAUCAAGAAACUCUUCGCUAACCACGACAGCAACAGCAGCGGCCGUAUCUCCAAGGAUGAGGCCAAGGCUGCCCUGAAAGAGGUCGGACCCCACCACCAUCGCCACCACAAAAAGGACUUUGAGCACGAGUUCGACAAGCUGGCCAAGCGCCACUCCAAGCACGACCAUCAUCAUAUCACCUUCUCGGACUUCCUCCACUUUGUCCACCCAGCCGAGGGACUCCACGGCCACCAUGGUCAUCACCACAAAGCCGCCAACUCUGGCUCGAGCUCGUCCUCCUCAUCGUCCUCGUCGUCUUCCUCCUCCUCUUCCAGCUCCUCAUCCUCGAGCAGCUCUGAGCCCAUCAUGGACAUCACCAUCACCCACACCAUGGACAUCACGGACACGGAUAUGGACACCAUCACGGACAUCAUCAUCCUCACCACGGACAUCAUGCUCAUGGAUAUGGACAUCACCACGAUGGUCACCACCAUCAUCCUCACCAUGGACAUCAUGGACACCAUGAGCUGCACCAUGGACAUCAUCAUCACCCACAUCACCAUCAUGGACACCACGAUCAUGGGUAUGGACAUCAUCACGAUCAUCACCAACAUGCCCCGCAUCACCACCAUGAUCAUGAUCAUGGCUAUGGACAUCACCACGGACAUCAUCAUCCUCAUCAUGGUCAUCACGGACACCAUGAGCUCCACCAUGGACACCACCACGGUCAUCACGAUCAUGGCUACGGACAUCACCACGGACAUCAUGAUGGCCACCACCACGGACACCAUGGACAUCACGAUCUUCACCAUGGACACCAUCACCAUGAUCACGGAUAUGGUCAUCACCACGGCCACCAUCAUCCCCAUCAUGGUCACCAUGGCCACCAUGACCUUCAUCAUGGACAUCAUCACCAUCACGACCACGGAUAUGGACAUCACCACGGACACCAUGAUGGUCACCACCACGGACAUCAUGGCCACCACGAGCUCCACCAUGGACAUCACCAUGGCCAUCACCAUCCACACCAUCAUGAGCACCAUGGUCAUCAUGAGCAUGGCUAUGGACAUCAUCACGGACAUCACCAUCAUCCUCACCAUGGUCACCACGGACACCAUGAGCUCCAUCAUGGCCACCAUGGUCACCACGGACAUCAUGAUCUGCAUCAUGGACAUCACCAUGGGCAUCACCAUCCUCACCACCAUGAGCACCAUGGACACCACGACCACGGAUACGGCCAUCAUCACGGACAUGGUCACCACGGUCAUCAUGAGCUGCACCAUGGCCACCACCACGGCCAUCACGAUGGUCAUCACCAUGGACAUCAUGGCCAUCACGGUCACCAUGAUCUCCAUCAUGGCCACCAUGGUCAUCACGAUGGUCAUCACCACGGCCAUCAUCACGGACAUCACGAUCAUGGCUACGGACACCACCACGGACACCAUGACCAUCACGGACACCACGACCACGGAUAUCAUGGACAUCAUCACCAUGAUGGACCUGCAGCUGUGCUUU